UAGCAUACUUAAGCCUGACUAAGGCCGACCUGUCCCGUUUAAAACUGGAGUUGCGGUGACAGGACAAAGAUGCAAGCCUUGCAGAGCAUCCAGGAUUUUCUCAAGGGAGUGAAGAUGGACAGUCAGAGGGCGGCUCUGCUCACUGGUGUUGCCUGUGCAGUGGGAUCUGUGGUUGUGUUGGUGAAAAAGAUCAGCAGCCAUCGAAAGGCAGAGGAAAAGAUCAGGAGAGCCAAAAACAGGAGAGAGGAGAGCUUGCAGCGGGGAGAGCAGGCGGUGCUCCGAUACAAAGAGUUGACUCUGGCUGUAAACAAAAAGCUGAACUGCUGCACUGAAAUUUUGCUGGAGAGUUUGGACCAGCUGACAACUGUUGGCUCCAACAAGGAUGGUCUCUUGUACGGAGUUCCAGUUAGCAUCAAAGAAAAUAUUGCAUUUAAGAAUCAUGACUGUUCUUGUGGUGUGGUCAUUAACCUGGACCAGCCCGCUGAAAAGGACAGUGUGCUUGUUCAAGUCCUGAAGAAACAAGGAGCUAUUCCCUUUGUGAGAACCAACUUGCCUCAAGCUCUUUUAAACUAUGACUGCAGUAAUCCUAUCUACGGGCAGACUGUGAACCCUCAUAACCCCCAGAAGACCUCUGGAGGUUCAUCUGGUGGGGAGGGGGCUCUCAUCGGGGGAGGGGGCUCCCUGCUUGGUAUAGGCACUGAUAUAGGUGGCAGUAUCCGUAUUCCUGCAUCCUUCUGUGGAAUCUGUGGUUUCAAACCAACGGCAGGUCGGCUCAGUUUACAGGGAGUUCGUCCAAUUUAUCGAGGGCAAAAGACAGUGUCGUCAUCUCCUGGACCCAUGGCAAGAGAUGUGGACAGCCUGGCUCUGUGCAUGCAGGCACUUCUUUGUGACCACAUGUUUUCUUUGGACCCCACUGUUCCACCAUUACCUUUUAACAUGGAGAUAUACAGAAGCUCCAGACCUCUAAGGAUCGGUUAUUUGGAAAGCGAUGGCUACACGCAUCCAUCUCCAAGCAUGGCCCGAGGCGUCAGAGAGGUCAAAGCUCUGCUAGAGCAGGCGGGACACACAUUUGUCCCUUACUGUCCACUGAAGAUGGAUGAAAUUGUCCCUGAGCUGUGGCUUAGGGGCUUAUUGGCAGAUGGAACUACCACCCUGCUACAAAAACUGGAGGGGGGACCUGUGGACCCUUGUCUGGAGCCACAAAUUUUUGUAUACAGGCUUCCUAAGUGGUUGAAGAAAAUAAUUUCAUUCCUCCUCAAACCUGUGUCUCCUCACACUUCUGCCAGAAUGAGUGCUCUUUGUGGAGUUGGAUCUGUUCCUGAGCUGUGGAAGCAACAUGCUGCUGUUGAGGACUACAUUCAAGAGACAAUAGCACAUUGGAGGAGCUGCAACAUUGACGUGCUGCUGUGUCCUGUGAUUGGACCAGCCUACAACUUCUUAUACUGUGGCAAAACCUCAGUCAAUACCAAUUACACAUUUGUCUACAAUCUCCUAAACUUUCCUGCCGGUGUAGUCACUGUUUCUACAGUGACUGCAGAGGAUGAGGAAGAAUUCGAGCACUAUCCCGACAAAUUUGACAAGGUUUUAAAAGAGGCAGUGACCGGUGGCGAGGGUCUACCUGUGGCGGUUCAGUGUGUUGCUCUGCCGUGGCAGGAUGAGCUCUGCCUGCGCCUCAUGAAGGAAGUGGAACAACUGGUCAAAGAAAGCAAGAAGUAAAGCUGCUUUCUUUGUCAGUCUCACAGGAGAGGCUGCAGACUUCAGAGGAGACAUGUUAACUUGAGUAUUUCCUGUAAUAAUGAGCUAAUCGAGUCAUAAAUGGUGGAUGAAUCUUAGUAGUACAAGUACAGUCUAUUCAUUUUGUGUUUAUUUUGGUCUUUGAUUGUUUCCUAAAGGCUUUAGGAACUCUAACUCUUUCAUUUUUCAUCUUUCUUUCAUACAUUCAUUUAAUAAACCAUGUGUUUUUUUUGUCUUGCUAUCCCCAUCUAUGCUUUAUAUUUCUUUAUAUCCAUAACAGCAAACAUGCUAGAUCUUGUUGAGAAAAUAAAAUGUGAAAUCAUUAGGCAAGUCUGCUUUAUUUGUAUAGACCAAAAUAACCUCACAGACAAUAAAAAGACCAAAAAGCAUACUAAACAAUA
Messenger RNA from Haplochromis burtoni (Burton's mouthbrooder), 2135 nucleotides. Its product is annotated as vitamin D3 hydroxylase-associated protein. Gene Ontology annotation, biological process: fatty acid catabolic process. Gene Ontology annotation, molecular function: fatty acid amide hydrolase activity; amidase activity. The record is from RefSeq and is a predicted model, not a curated record. Lineage: Eukaryota; Metazoa; Chordata; Actinopteri; Cichliformes; Cichlidae.